Salvelinus fontinalis (brook trout) is the source of this 6264-nucleotide messenger RNA. Its product is annotated as rho guanine nucleotide exchange factor 19-like. The transcript is spliced from 16 exons. Bases 648 to 3521 code for a protein of 957 amino acids. The record is from RefSeq and is a predicted model, not a curated record. NCBI's taxonomy places the organism in Eukaryota, Metazoa, Chordata, Actinopteri, Salmoniformes, Salmonidae. Gene Ontology annotation, molecular function: protein binding; guanyl-nucleotide exchange factor activity. Gene Ontology annotation, biological process: activation of GTPase activity; regulation of actin cytoskeleton organization.
GUACAUUUUUGUUGACACACGAGAAUCCGACCCAUGCAUGCACACACACACACACACAGACAGACACACUCUCACACACACUCACAGAGAGGAAAUAUUUUUCACUCACGCAGAUGGCUACUACCUCACUCCUCUCUCCUUCUCUUUCUAUAAGCAGGUGUUAAUAUGCAGCACUAAACUAUUAGAGACCGACAAAGAGAGAGGAGAGGGAGGAUAGAGAGAAUAGGAGAGAGUGCACUUCCCCAACAUUAGCAGAGGGAGAGAAAGAGCGAGAACGAUUGUGAGCAAGGAGAGGUAGAGCAAAAGCUUAAAGAGGGAUCUGCAUGGUAAGUAGCCAGAAGAGCGAACACUUAAAACAUUUUUUUUAAACUGCUUUUUGGUGGAGAAGGAGAAGAGGGAUACAACGGAGGAGUCUGGACCCUGUCGACCAGUUCCCCUGCCUGGGCACACUGGUCUUCAGACGAGUGGAGUAAAAAGUGAAGGAAAACGACUGAAGGGAAAGAAGCCGGGAGGAACACAAGGCAGUCAUGGAUAGCACAUAGAGGCUCAGCCAGACGCUAGGAUGGCCUGGAUUCUCACACUGUCGCUGGCAACCGUCCAGCCCAGAAGCUACUGAUACCCAUGAGCUCCCAUGUGUUCUCUCAGUCAUGCUUCCUGGGUAUGGAUUCUUCCCUCUCCCUGACUUCCAGCCUCAUCUACACGCCUUCCGUUUCCGAGGAAAGAGCCCCAGCAUGUGGAUCCCGGUCUCAGGCGAGUCCCAGGCUUUGAGCGAGGCCCAGGACAACAUGCCUCUCCUCCGGCAGUGCCACCACAAGCACAUCGCUGUGUGUCAGCAGGAGACUCUGACCUUCAUCGAGCUGCAGCCGCCUGUGACACCCAGUGUCAAAGGCUGGGGCUCCCCAAGUGCAGACACUCAACGCUUCAGCCCGUUGUCUCUGAAUCAUCGUAAACACACGAGUGAAGCACAAAUUGUCAGUGGGAGAAGUAAACCUGAUUAUUACACUGAUACUGAUAUGGACCUGAGUUUAGACUCUCAGACGCUAGGGGGCGAGGUUGAGCUGGUUAUCCAGGAAGAUAUCAGGACUAACCCUCCAGUGCAGGAGCAGUAUGAGAGACCCAUGACGGUGUCAUCUGUGUUUCUUCCCCUCCACGCAGCCCUCAGCCUGCCCCUGUCCCUCCCUCUGUCCUCCCUGUACAGAGACACAGACUCCUGGGACUCUCAGCCACCUGGCUCUCCAUCCUCUCCUGAGCUUCCGUGGCUGCAGAGCCCAGAUACCUGUCGACCCCAGAGGAGGUCAUCACAGAGCUCCCUCAGGGAAAAGUCCAUCCGGCGUAAGGUGCGGGUGUACUCACCAGACAGCCUGAGUGACGAGUCUCUGGCCAGCCCCAUUCUGGACGGCGACUACCUUUUCCCAGGACCCUUUGACUUCUUUCUGGAAGAGGACCUCGGGGGAGACCCCCAAACCCCCGACCCCCCAAAGAUUCCACCUCUGUCCGCAGAGCCACAUCGGUCGUCAGAGGACCCCUCUGUCUUGAACUCUGGGGCUGUAGAGAAUUCCUCGGCCACCGGGGGGAGCGCUUUAGCCUGCUCUCGUAUGGCGGAACAUGAGCGGCGGCGCUUCUCUGCCUCUGAGCUGAUCUCACGGCUGCAGCUGUCCCAGAGGAAGAACUCGUUCACGCUAAAGCUAGGCAAGUCGCUGUCGGCUCGCGUGGCUUCCCGUGACAGGCAGACCUCCAGCAACCUCAGCCCCAGCUCUGACUAUAAGUCCACUUCCAGGCACCGUGGCGCAGGUGGUUCCAGUCACAGCGCCCCCCACAGUCCUGUAGGACCUGUACCGCCACUACCCACUGCUGACAAUAACACGCAACAACAUCAACGGAGCACCGGAUUCACAAUCAAAAAUAUGAGGAAGAAAUCCAUCGAGGAGGAUUGGUGCACUCCUCCCACAGUCAGCAGCUCCAAUCGUCUGUCACGGUUUCUCCCCAGCUCAAUUCUGUACCAGGAGUACAGUGAUGUUGCAAUCAACCGAGAAAUCCAGAGGCAGCAGGGGGAGGAGCCAGGUGCUGAGGAGGAGAGGCUAGGGGUGAAAGGGGCUGGGGAGGCCCCAUCUCCGUCCAAUCUGUCUCCGUCAAGCUCCUUUUGCUCGUCACGAGGCUCCGCCUUCUCCCUGUGGCAGGACAUCCCUGAUGUCCAGACCAGCGAUCAGCUGGACAACUUCAGCAACGAGGAGCGCAAACUACAGGAGGCCAAGUUUGAGCUAGUGACGUCUGAGGCGUCGUACAUCCGGAGCCUGGCCAUCGCGGUGGAACACUUUAUGCUGUCCCAGGAGCUGGGGGAGUGUCUUGGGACCCAGGACAGACAGUGGCUCUUCUCCAAGCUCCCCGAGGUCAAGGACGUCAGUGAGCGGUUCCUGCAGGACCUGGAGCACAGGUUGGAGGAGGACAUCUUGCGUUUUGAUGUAUGCGACAUCGUCCUGGCCCACUGUCCCGCCCUGCGAAGGGUCUAUCUCCCCUACGUGACCAACCAGGCCUACCAGGAACAGACCUACCAGCGCCUGUUACAGGAGAAUGCUCGCUUCCCAGGUAUCCUGGCUCGUUUGGAGGAAGACCCCAUCUGCCAGCGUCUUCCCCUUGCCUCCUUCCUCAUCCUCCCCUUCCAGAGGAUCACACGGCUUAAGAUGCUGGUGGAAAAUAUCCUGAAGAGAACAACACCAGGCUCUAGGGGUGAGGACACAGCCACCAAGGCCUUCAAUGAACUGAAAAAGCUUAUAAAGGAGUGUAACUCCAGUGUGCAAUCAAUGAAGAGGAUGGAAGAGCUCAUUCACCUCAAUAAGAAGAUCCACUUUGAGGGCAAGAUAUUCCCUCUGAUCUCCCAGUCUCGCUGGUUGGUCAAACACGGGGAACUGCUGGAGGUGGACACACAGACCAUGAGUAUUUCUGGGUCAAAGUUCAAGUUGCCCACAAGGCCUGUGUAUCUGCAUCUGUUCAAUGACUGUCUUCUGCUGUCCAGGAGGAAAGACACGUGGAAGUUCAUGGUGUUUGUUCACGCUAAGAUUGGGCAGCUGAAGGUGAAGGACCUCAGUCAGAAGCUCCAGGGCAUCUCAGGCUUCAUCUUCCACCUCCAACUGUGUGAGGGCCAGCAGCUCAAACACCAGAUCCUGCUCAAGGCCCACACUGAGAGUGGGAAACAGAGAUGGAUCACAGCCAUGUUCCCCUCUGAUUCAUUGGAAGACAUUGAGCAAGCCAGUGAGAAUGAUGAUCUUUCUCAAGUUCAGUGCAUCAAGAGCUACCAGGCCCAAGAGCAUGACGAGCUAACAUUGGAGAAGGCUGAUAUUCUUCAAGCCAAGACCAUUACAAGUGACGGCUGGGUGGAGGGCAUUCGGCUGUCAGAUGGGGAGCGGGGCUGGUUCCCCAAAACCAAUGUAGAGGAGAUCACAAAUCGCAGUGCGCGUCUCCGCAACCUGAGAGAAAACAUCCGUAUCAAGUGUGUCACACAGAAACUGGAGGAGGAGCCCUUUUAAGUGUCCUCUCCACCCUGCAGCUUUUAACUUACACUUGGAAUGUCCAAUCGUAAUGGUGUAGUAACUCUCAACCCCAAAUAUCUAUAAGUCCCAGCUUUUACGCAACACCAGUUAUAUAAUAGCUGAGCAGUUUUAGGUGAUCUGGAUGUGGGAGCUUUAUUUAGUCUGCAGGUGCUCAUAAGAUUUGGUGUAUCUUGACCAUAAGCAAUAUAGCUAAGUCAUAUGGUUUUCCAGCUGCAUAGCAGUAAUUUCCUUUCCCUCAUGCUUGCUAUGACUGCAUAUUCAACUACUGUAACACAACUACUGGGACAUCAGAAAUCAAGUGUUUUUCUUUACCCCAAGCACUUUAAUUGUCAUCUUAAAGAGUCCUCUCAGCAUCAGAAAUAAACACAAUUUCAGACAUACUGUACAUUCAAAUCAUGACUAGCCUACUAAUUUACUAAUGGAAAAAGUCAAUUUCAACAAAACAUUGAGGAUUACAGAGUUUGUACAUCUUCCCUGUGAUUUGACAGUGAGAGCUGUUUACGCGUAGACAAAAAUUAAGAUGGAAGCACAUAAUAUUAUUGACCAACCACUACUACCAUCUACAUGUAGAAGUACACCAUUCCAUUGGCACAUUAUUAUUAUUUUUAAAUAUACCUUUGUUGGAUUUCUGAGUUGUUAGUACUAAUUUAAAUGAUUGCUGUUGCAGCAUGUUUAUUUGUUUAUGCUCCUAGCUGGUUAUUCUCUAUGGAGAAAAUGAUGUAAAUUUACAUUCUGUAGAUGUACUUACAUGUUUAAAUGAAUAUAUGUCUAAUUUACUAUUAUGACUGUAAUUUAUAAGGGCCAGGAUCUGCCAAAAACAUGCCAUACCAUUAAAACAAAUAUUAGAAUUGAGAAAUAUAAAUUACAAAAGACUAAUAACACAUGUGAGCUACUUGAGAUUUCUGGUUGUGUGCACAAUACUGUAAAUGCUUUACCCCUGAAAUAAAUGCACCUAAUUACAUUUUUCAGUGAUUUAAAUGACUACUGAAAAUGUUUUUUUCAAUAAUACUAAUAAUAGUAGGUGAAGCCUGAAUGUAUGUGGACAUGACAUAAAGUUUGAGUUACUUGUACAAAAUAAGUAGGCCUACGAAAUUUGGGAAAAGUAGUGAUGAAAAAAACGUUUUUAUUGAGUUUGUACAUACAUUAUCAACAACAACAUAAUAGAAAAGGUCAUGAACAGCACUACAUUUUCUAUUUUGGUUUAAACAGCGAUUUGCCGAAAAAUAUUGUAAGAUCAGUGCACUAAAAAUAUUCUCCCAAUUUAGCCUAUCCAUUGGUAUUACUGUCACUAGUGAAGCAGAGUUCUACAGACAGUAACCUACAGCAUAAGAAAUUUCACCAGAAUCUCUUAAUUUCAUUGUACCAGACUGAAUAAUGUAUGCAUAUACACUGUAUACAGUACAUGCUGUCCACAAUUUCAGUGUCUAUUGAUGAAAAGAGGCAUGAGUCUUCUAUUGAGUGAGGCCAUUGGCCAGUGAGUCUCAGUCUUGUGCUACUGUCAUUGGUUCCUGGGACUCCUUCCUGCUCCGCAGUUUUUUCGGCAUGAGGGGUGGAGCCGUGUGAUUUGAGGUAGCUUGGAGUUUUUUUUCCAGCUAUGUGAGAAAAUAAAUCCAUUUUUAGGUUAUUACAUUUUGGGACUACCUUUGGGGACUUACUUUCACUAACUUGAUUUCUUCUGUAAAUUAAUCUGCUAUCACAACAGUUCAAGGCUGUUCACAAAAUGGAUAAACAUAUAUGGCUCAAUUGGAAUCAAUAUGCACUGCUCAAAAAAAUAAAGGGAACACUUAAACAACACAAUGUAACUCCAAGUCAAUCACACUUCUGUGAAAUCAAACUGUCCACUUAGGAAGCAACACUGAUUGACAAUAAAUGUCACAUGCUGUUGUGCAAAAAUGCACAUUUGUGGCCUGCUGGAGGUCAUUUUGCAGGGCGCUGGCAGUGCACCUCCUUGCACUAAGGCGGAGGUAGCGGUCCUGCUGCUGGGUUGUUGCCCUCCUACGGCCUCCUCCACGUCUCCUGAUGUACUGGCCUGUCUCCUGGUAGCGCCUGCAUGCUCUGGACACUACGCUGACAGACACAGCAAAACUUUUUGCCACAGUUUGCAUUGAUGUGCCAUCCUGGAUGAACUGCACUACCUGAGCCACUUGUGUGGGUUGUAGACUCCGUCUCAUGCUACCACUAGAGUGAGAACACCGCCAGCAUUCAAAAGUGACCAAAACAUCAGCCAGGAAGCAUAGGAAUGACAGUGAGAGCUGUUUACGCGUAGACAAAAAUUAAGAUGGAAGCACAUAAUAUUAUUGACCAACCACUACUACCAUCUACAUGUAGAAGUACACCAUUCCAUUGGCACAUUAUUAUUAUUUUUAAAUAUACCUUUGUUGGAUUUCUGAGUUGUUAGUACUAAUUUAAAUGAUUGCUGUUGCAGCAUGUUUAUUUGUUUAUGCUCCUAGCUGGUUAUUCUCUAUGGAGAAAAUGAUGUAAAUUUACAUUCUGUAGAUGUACUUACAUGUUUAAAUGAAUAUAUGUCUAAUUUACUAUUAUGACUGUAAUUUAUAAGGGCCAGGAUCUGCCAAAAACAUGCCAUACCAUUAAAACAAAUAUUAGAAUUGAGAAAUAUAAAUUACAAAAGACUAAUAACACAUGUGAGCUACUUGAGAUUUCUGGUUGUGUGCACAAUACUGUAAAUGCUUUACCCCUGAAAUAAAUGCACCUAAUUACA